Messenger RNA from Exophiala dermatitidis NIH/UT8656, 2527 nucleotides. RefSeq lists its product as uncharacterized. Bases 495 to 2090 code for a protein of 531 amino acids. NCBI's taxonomy places the organism in Eukaryota, Fungi, Ascomycota, Eurotiomycetes, Chaetothyriales, Herpotrichiellaceae. The record is from RefSeq and is a predicted model, not a curated record. Gene Ontology annotation, molecular function: protein binding. The transcript is spliced from 3 exons. Gene Ontology annotation, biological process: signal transduction.
CCCAGUCCAGUCAGGGCGCCGCGCGCGUGGUCAACUGCCAGUGUCCAUCAACACAUAUCGGCUGCCGGUGGUUACAAACAACUGCCCUUCGCCCACCUUCACAGUUGUCUGUUGUGCCUUCGAGACCACUAUUUCCUCUGCAUUUUGGAUGCAACGCAAUAGCCGACUCCCUUCUGACCAACGCGGCCUAUUUGGGCAAUAUCCAUCUCGGUAACACCGUACUAUUUGCCCUGCGAUCCACCACCAAAGCCCCGUUUCCUCCUUACGCUACUCCACCAGCACGUCGAGUACACGAAGCCUCAAGCUUGGGCUCAAGACGACCUCUCUAAAGCCCAUAUCCUGCCUGGCGUUUGAUCAAGCCAGUCCAGGUCCACGACUACAGUGGAUUCUGUGAACAACAAAGUGUCCGUCGUGGUCCGCAGCUCGGCCUAGUCUUUUUGGUUAGGACCACGACAGGACUGAAGGCGCCGCAUGCUGGCCAAACCACUACAAGUAUGGCCUUUCCCGGCGCGACCGCAUAUCACGCAGACUCGGAUGCCGACGAUGAAUACGAGCGGAGCGUUAUGACCUCUCCAAUACCGUUGCACAGGGACUCCGAAACGUCGUCAGAGCCCGCAUCAAAUGAACACACACCAACUACGUUCGACAACUCUGGAGAGGAUCCAAGUUUGCCCAGGACCAUAAUGACAGAAUGGACACCCGAAGAAUGCGCACAGUUUAUUUCGAGCUUGAAUCUUCGGCAGUAUUGCCAGGCUUUUAUUGACCAUGGCAUUGAGGGUGAAGCGUUGGUGGCACUCAAGCACGAAGAACUGAAAGAGAUGGGUAUAACAAGCGUGGGACACAGGCUCACCAUAUUGAAAAAUGUCUAUGACAUGAAAGUUCGGCAGGAUAUUCCUGUACAACCAGACGACUACAUUCCUCCAACUGCCGAACGGAAUCCGCAACACGAAAUGGCCACCAAGGAGGAGAUCGCGCGGCUAGCAAGAUCCAUAAUCCGACUGCGAGACGAGCGCAUUGCCCAGGCCGAAGCGCAGUUAACAAGGCUGGCGGACGAUUACCGCAAGUUACGACAAGAACUGCUUCCCGUGUUUAAGAUGGCCAAGGAACGUUCCGAGCCACUCCCAUAUGCGCCCUACCAGAACCCAGCCAUCACUCCCGAGUUCUAUCAACAGGAAGUCGUUUCAACCCCGAUCACCACACAGCCGGCGCAAGAGAAGAGUAGUCUGACGCGGACAUUCUCGAAGAAAUUGGGCCUCAGUUCGACGCCGAAGAACAACUCUCCCACGCAUAUACCGAGCACCAUUCAUGAGGGUAGGACAAUUGCAGAAAACACCUCGCUGGAUCCCUCAGCAGCGGCUAGCCUGGCUUCGAACUCACUAACCGCGUCAAUGUCAGGUGGCAUGUUACCUCAUCCCUCUCCUGGUGUUCCUUCGCCGACUUCACCUUUGCCCUACCAACAUCAACCUCUGGCCCCGCGCUCGUACCGUGAGACCAACAGCGGCAUCUCCAGAUACGACGGUGCCGACGAAAUAUCACGAAACAACCAGACAAUGACCGAUCGCGAGCCGCCCACUUCGGCCAAAUCCGCCUCCGCGAAACUCAAUCCCUCCAACUCCUCGAUUUCCAACGCAUCCACCUUAAUACCUUCGCGAGAACAGUCGGCCUCGGUGCCGCCGCAGCUGCCGUCCAGUGCUGCCGGCGGACACACUCCCGGUGAGGCUCCCUCGGUUGAGAUCUUCAAGUCUUUCCGUGUCGGACUGGAAGAUCCGUGCUACAAGGUCCUUCCGGCCGCUCUACGGAAAUACAACAUCCAGGCAGACUGGCGCCAAUAUGCACUGUACAUUGUCUACGGGGAUCAAGAACGUUGUGUAGGCCUCGACGAGAAGCCCUUGGCCCUGUUCAAAGACCUCGACCGCGAGGGCAAAAAGCCCAUGUUUAUGCUUCGGAAAUUGGCCAACCCCAUCGUCGACAUGCCCGGGGCCACGGGCGGACUGAAACCGCCGGGUCUGGGCGGCGGUGGAGGGAGUCUUUCAAGUGCAGCUUCGGGCAGAACUAUACCUGCUCAGAAUCUGCCAGGCGGAGUGCUCUAGCCCAAGCCUGUGUACUUGAAUGCGUCCGGCAUGGAAACUCUAGACAUUUCUAUUGUUAGGUUGGUUGGUUGGCUAAUUGGUUGGUUGGUUGGUUGGCUGGUUGGUUGGUCAUCUGAAGGAUAUAUCUCCCUCGCUACUAGUAGGGAGCCUCGAUAUCCCAGGGUACAAUGUUUUGGCGUAGUUGUGGAGCGACCAUUGUGAAAAAAAUGUUAGGACUAUUUUGUGAUGAGAUGAUGAGAUGAAAGAAUGGACUACUAGUAAGAGCAAGCUUUUGCCAUUGUUGAUUCAGAUCUCGAUGCCUUGAUCUUCAUUCUCAUGUUCCUCCGUCAUGGAGCCCCUUUUUCCUGGUCACUCCGACGUAGAUCUACCUAGGUAGCAACGACUUUCCUAGUAAUUUCAUAAAAUCCAUGUACACGCCCCUGAACAUUGACUUCCCC